Cladophialophora psammophila CBS 110553 is the source of this 801-nucleotide messenger RNA. RefSeq lists its product as uncharacterized. Bases 1 to 801 code for a protein of 266 amino acids. The record is from RefSeq and is a predicted model, not a curated record. The transcript has 3 exons. NCBI's taxonomy places the organism in Eukaryota, Fungi, Ascomycota, Eurotiomycetes, Chaetothyriales, Herpotrichiellaceae.
AUGGUUCGUUUGACCUAUGCUCUGAGAGGUCCUCCUUCGAGAGAAUCCAAUGACAUGAAGAUCGAGUUUAGAACGGUUGAUAUCGCGAUCAAGCUCGAGCAAUUCACUGAAGAUUUUCUUUGCAAUGUCAAUCCCAAGGGCAAGGUCCCUGUGCUGUAUCAUCCGACCCUCCUCUCUCAUCCCAUGUCUGAGAGUAUUGCUAUUAGCGAUUUUAUCUGUGACCGAUAUCCAACCCUUCGGCCCCCCGAACAUGCUGGAACGAUAGACGAGUUGAUCAAACAACUUCAUGAUAUCAGCUUUUAUUCUUUGACCUACCAAACUCGCCCUGAACACCCAGAAGCCAUGCGAUUGAAGCUCCAGGAGCUGAUGAAUCAGCCUGACGUCUCGCCGCGGUACAAGGAUGCUUUGCAGAACAAAAUCAAACUGAAUGACGAAGAAAAGGUGAUAGGCCUCCAGGCGCCAAGCGUGGCAGAGAACAUCGAGAAGGCCAAAGCCUUCUGUGAAAAGAUGGAAUGUCUCCUUGCAAAUCGGCCGGGUAGUGAGAGCAUGUAUCUCUUUGGGGACAACCCAACGGUGUUGGACGCCCACACGCUUCCAUUCCUGAUCCGAAUGCAGGACGUCGGUAAAGAGUUCAUCAUUCCGGAUGGGUUGGCCAAGUAUAUGGGGACUCUCAAGAGACAGAAAGAAUGGGAGGAGAUUAGUCCCAAUGGAAAGACAAUUCCUGAUAUGUCCCUCGCAGGACUAAAAGACGCAUCGUUGAUCAAGGCGUCUGUGGAAGCGUCCAAGACUCGAACGAGAUGA